Penicillium daleae is the source of this 1980-nucleotide messenger RNA. Its product is annotated as Rad21/Rec8 N terminal domain protein. Gene Ontology annotation, molecular function: chromatin binding; protein binding. Gene Ontology annotation, biological process: mitotic sister chromatid cohesion; replication-born double-strand break repair via sister chromatid exchange; synaptonemal complex assembly. The record is from RefSeq and is a predicted model, not a curated record. NCBI's taxonomy places the organism in Eukaryota, Fungi, Ascomycota, Eurotiomycetes, Eurotiales, Aspergillaceae. The transcript has 6 exons. Bases 1 to 1980 code for a protein of 659 amino acids. Gene Ontology annotation, cellular component: cohesin complex; synaptonemal complex.
AUGUUCUACAGCCAUGAAAUCCUCACGUCGCCAGAGCACGGCGUGGCCACGAUAUGGCUCGUCGCAACUCUCGGCUCGCGGUCGAUUACUCGAAGACUCAACCGCAAGGCCAUCCUCGACGUGGAUGUCCCCGGUGCUUGCAGUGUCAUCGUCAAUCCUGAGGCCCCCAUGGCUCUACGACUGCAGGGAAGCUUGCUAUUCGGAGUGUCGAGGGUAUACGACCAGCAGUGCGGAUAUACUCUACUCGAUGCGCAGACGAUGCGUGACAAGAUGGUUUCCAUAUUGAAGCAGCUGCCAGGCGGAGGUCUGGAUCCCAGUGCAGGAAAGACCAUGCCUACCAAUCUGAUCCUCCCAUACGACCCGACCUUUCUACCCGAGACAGGGCUUCCUGGUUUAGAUAUUAACUUCGCCUUAUUCGAUUUGACGACUGACGACAGCUCGACGCAGCGAUCCAGUAGCUGGACCACCUCCCCGGCUACCAGCCGGUCUGGUAAUUCCCAGGUUGGGAUCAUCCAGCUUGAUUUGCCGACGGACGAUUUCAUUAGAGAAGGCGAUGGCCAGGACCUGAAUGUGGAUAACAUCACCUCGGGAAAGAAAAGGGGACUCUUCGGUAGAGAGGCACAGGGAGACCUCGAGGAUGAGGGUAUUCUGCUUCAGCCGGACUUUGAAUUCGACGAGGAUGGUAACAUUAUUGAAUUCGACAUGAGCAAUUUGUCGCCCCGCAAAAGAAGGAAGGCUAGCCCGGAUUCGAAAGAGCCGGAUGGGGCUGCUGGUGAAGGAAUCCAAGGGGACGCAUUGAUGGACAUCAACGAAGACAUCCCGCUGCCGACGGGGGAAGAUGCAAUGGACGUCAACGCUCCAUCUGGACCACAGGAUGCUGAGAAUAGUAAUGCUUUUUCCGUGGGAGACCGUCUGAUGGAAGACGGGGAGAUCCAGCGUACCGGGGAAGCACGCGCCCAGCAGCGGAUCCGACAAGCCAAACCCAUCAUCUCAGACGAUAGUACAACCUUGCGCAACACAGACUUGGCCAAGUGGAACGAUGAGUACGCGGACAAUAUGGCCCAGGCCAUGAAGCAGAAAAAGCAGAACAAAUUGCCCACUCUGGCAAAGAAGAACGCGGCCUUUUGGGUCUUUGGCCUGGGUAUUGGGUCCGUUGGUAUGGGACUGGGUAAACACCGUGAAGAUGGCCCGCUCAAGGAAUACGCGGGCGACGAACUAUACGGCCUGCUAUCUGGAAAGAGUGGCAGCCACCAGCUUGAAGACGAUGAGAACGAUGACGAAGAACAGGCACGUCGAGCGCUCGGCCAGCCUGGACAGAAACAGUCGCUCGACGUGGAAAUCGGUCGACACGCCCCGUCCAGCGUGUACGAUGAUCGGUCCUCACAAUUGCCAUGGAACAUCACAGCCUCCCUCCAAGACUCGAUCCGAGGCCAGCGCUUCGGAAGCGUCUCGGGUUCCUCUGCUCGACCCCGAGGUCGUCUCACGAGCGCCAGCCCUCUGGCCGGACGGGGCUAUCCCGACGGGCGCCAGCGUCACAGCAGCCUAUCCAUCCCCAACGUAGGCGAUGAUCUAGACGAGCUCGAGGGGUUAGAUAUCACGCAAUACCUAGAGGGCGAGCUAGCCCCAGACAACGAAGAUAUUAGCACGAUCACCGCGCGACGCAAGUCCAUGCUCGAGCGCAUCACGUCCACGCUAGACACGGAGAGUCUGAACUUCUUCGACUUCAUCCAGAUGAAGCUCGACGAGACGGUAUCCACCUCUAUCAAGCCAGGUGUCAUUACAUUCUCGGCGCUACUCCCGCCGACCGAGACCACGCACACCGUUGCCGCACAUGGAUUUAUGAAUGUGCUCACGCUCGCGACGAAGGGUAUUCUGGCGGUGUCGCAGGAGCCGUGCACUGAUCUGGGAGCUUCCAGUUGGGGCAUUCGUUUUCAGCAUGGUGAGGUGUCGCUGCGGAUGAUGGCUAGGGGUGGAAUGUGA